CAGAAUGAGGCAGAUUGCAGACAGAGUGAGGCAGAUUGCAGACAGAAUGAGGCAGAUUGCAGACAGAAUGAGGCAGAUUGCAGACAGAGUGAGGCAGAUUGCAGACAGAAUGAGGCGGAUUGCAGACAGAAUGAGGCAGAUUGCAGACAGAAUGAGGCAGAUUGCAGACAGAAUGAGGCAGAUUGCAGACAGAAUGAGGCGGAUUGCAGACAGAGUGAGGCGGAUUGCAGACAGAAUGAGGCGGAUUGCAGACAGAGUGAGGCGGAUUGCAGACAGAAUGAGGCAGAUUGCAGACAGAAUGAGGCGGAUUGCAGACAGAAUGAGGCGGAUUGCAGACAGAAUGAGGCGGAUUGCAGACAGAAUGAGGCAGAUUGCAGACAGAGUGAGGCAGAUUGCAGACAGAGUGAGGCAGAUUGCAGACAGAAUGAGGCAGAUUGCAGACAGAGUGAGGCAGAUUGCAGACAGAAUGAGGCGGAUUGCAGACAGAGUGAGGCGGAUUGCAGACAGAAUGAGGCGGAUUGCAGACAGAGUGAGGCAGAUUGCAGACAGAAUGAGGCGGAUUGCAGACAGAGUGAGGCAGAUUGCAGACAGAAUGAGGCGGAUUGCAGACAGAGUGAGGCAGAUUGCAGACAGAAUGAGGCGGAUUGCAGACAGAAUGAGGUGGAUUGCAGACAGGAUCUGAACAAAGCCGCCGUCUGAAAACACGGCGGGCAUCGUUCUUCCACCAGACACCCAAAUCCUUGAAAGAGUUUAAAUGUUUGUAUUUAUAUUGCAGCCAGGAGGAGGAUUAUACAGUGGAAGGAAGAUAAUGCACCAAUUUAGUACAUUUCACAAAUAAAAAUCUGAAAAUGUGACGA
Molecule: messenger RNA, 857 nt
Organism: Xiphophorus couchianus (Monterrey platyfish)
Lineage: Eukaryota; Metazoa; Chordata; Actinopteri; Cyprinodontiformes; Poeciliidae
Product: methyl-accepting chemotaxis protein II-like
Exons: 2
Coding region: 5-682 (225 amino acids)
Biological process (GO): signal transduction
Cellular component (GO): membrane
Source: RefSeq, a predicted model, not a curated record